GCCUGAUUUGGCAUUGACAACUGAACAAGGAAGUAAAAAUCAUUGGUAUCAAUAUUUGUCGAAAUGGAUGAUAAAAUCCAACCGGCUGAGAGAGACAAAAUAAUCCUAGAAUUAUUUAGGGAUUCAUUUAUUCAUGUUGCUAAAUGUGUUAAAGAGGAACUUGUUCUACCAGAAAUUCAACCAAAGUUUCCAGAUUUAGAAGAUGAAGAUAAAAAAACGUUAUGUGAAGACGAGAAAUACAUUGAUUUCAAAAAGAAAAGAGAUGCACUUGUGACUCGAUGGGGUCAGCACAUAAAAUGCGCGAAAAAAGCAAAUGCAAAAGCUCAUGAAUGUCAACAAGUCUUAAAAAGAAUUUGGAACAUACGGAAGAAAUUUAAGAUAAACAUAGAAUCUAUAGAACUUCCUACAGAUGAGCAACAGAAUAUUUAUUUGGAACAUUUAAAAGUUCUUUUGGCCAUGGAACAGCAGCUUAAAUUCGAAAAUUUUGAACAGAAUAAACUACGAACUCAGACCACAGAUGGACAAACACCAACGGCCUCCAAAGAACAUAUGGAAGAAGAACAUCGACCUGAUAAGUCGAUCGUGUCAUCCAAAGCUGACACAGAUUCUGAUAAUGAUGAUAUCCAAACAACAGAUAACUCAAGAAAAAGAGCAAACAAAAUUGAAGAUGAAUAUAGCUCUCAUAAGGCUGAAACAGAAAGCACAAAUAGUGGUCCUGAUGACACCAAGAGCAGUGAUUCUUUUAUAGAAAAUAAAGAAGAACUGGAACGGGACCAACCGAUGGAUACCUCAGAUACUAACGACGUUGAAGUCACGAAACAGGAAGAGCUUGGAAAACUGCAAAAGGAAAAUGAAGAGCUAAAAACUAAACUUAAGGAGAAAAAGAGUAACGCCAAAAAAGCAAAACAAGAAAUUCAAGCAAAAUAUAAGUCUUUGAAGGACUCCGAAGUUCGCCUGAAAGAAGCCAACGAUUUAAGCCAAAGUCUCAGCGAAGAAAAUGAGAGACUUCAAUCAGUGAAUACGUCAUUCGAAAAAGUAAAAGCUGAAUUUAAAGAAGCAAAUGAUAAAAUUCAAGCUCUCAACGAAGAAAAUGACAGAAUAUUGAAAAAUCUAAAACUACCUGACGAAAAAGCGAAGAAGAUGCUUACCACUCUACAAAAGAAGUUUAAAGAUGAAACAAAACAAAAGGAAGAUAUGCAGCAGAAAUUAGAAGAGCAAAUUAAAAAAAAGGAUGCCCUGUCACAAAUGUGUGAUAAAUAUAAAGCUGCUUGUCUUAAACUGCAGGAAACAAAACAGACCCAAGAUGAAAGAUUUGACAACAUGCAACGCCCAAAAACGGCUCCAUCCAGACAGUAUAGAGAAAUGCAGAUUUUGGUGGAAACACUCAAAGGUGAAAAAGAAUCAUUAAUGCAAAGGUUAAGUAAAGUGGCUGGAAUGAAAAUGAAGGACAACAACCCAGCUAUUGCUGAUUUAAGUGAUCCAAACAGACCAGAAAAGUUAUCAGAAAAGUUUCGAGAAAUUUAUGACAAUGCAUGGACUAACUUAUUAGACGCCAUCACUGAGAAGACUGGUGAUUCUGAUGAAAUUGGUGUAAAACAAAUUGUCAACGCACUAACGAUGAUGUAUAAUACAUGUAAAAAUACAAUAAGCAACAAUAGAAAAGCUAUUGCAAAACUAGUUGGCUAUCCAGAAGACUGCUUUGACAAACCGUAUGCCGGUGGAAAAGAAGGGCAUGAUAUAGUAUGAAAAACAUUGAAAGACUUAAUACAAGUCGGCGAGACACGCCAAUUUGUUCGACAUACAGAUGUAGUUAUACACAAUUUCAUACUUGUCCAAAAUACCACCAAGUAAACAUAUACUUAAAAGGACAGUAGCAAUUAUUUAGACAAAACAUUAACUUAAGCAUGUUAAGGCUAUUUUCAUUGUUUUCAGCAUUAAUAAAAGCGGCAUGUUGGUAUAAUAAUUCGCUAUAAGCAGCCAUUUUGGUUCAAGUUCGUAAAAAUAAAUUAAAAAAAACAUUGUGAUAUUUUAUUGUCAUGCAAGACAAUAAUUAGAUCUCAUCUGGGUCCUUAGGUUGCAAACCUUUACUUUGACUUUUUUGUUUGAGAUGGGGUCUGCAUGUGCUCAGCAGCAUGUCUACUGAUUGAAACAAAUGUUUGCUGAAAAUUGAAAAUAAAGAAGACAGCAGAAGAAGACAUAUUUUGUUGAUUGAUUGGACGAAAUCAAACAUCAGUCUAAUACAGGUUAUGAGCAAAUUGGACCACACUGAACUGCACUGAAAAUCGUUAUUAUACUGUUACAAAUGUUUACUUGUCUGUUUAUAUUCAUAUUUAUAACGAGAUCACAUGCCCAUCGACAAUUUUGGGAGUAAUGUCAAUGGUUAAUAAGAUGGCGUCCAAACAAGAAAUCACAUGAACAUUUUGAGAAACUUUUUUUAACAAUUAUCUUCCUUGUGCAUUGUUUUCAGUAGAAAUUUUGUGUUCUCUUUCACAUUUUAAUAUAAAUGAAUCAAAUUUUAGAGUUCGAGCAAACUCCAUAGUGAUAUGACUUUAGCAAACUAAUGCCCCUUAAAUUAAACUUUUAUCAGAAUUUAAACAUAUUUUGAAUGACCGUAACGUACACGUCUUAUGUAGGUCAAAGUGAUAUUUUUUAAAAUGACCAAACUUGU
Messenger RNA from Mytilus californianus (California mussel), 2668 nucleotides. RefSeq names its product myosin-2 heavy chain-like. Gene Ontology annotation, biological process: mitophagy by internal vacuole formation; mitochondrial protein catabolic process. NCBI's taxonomy places the organism in Eukaryota, Metazoa, Mollusca, Bivalvia, Mytilida, Mytilidae. Gene Ontology annotation, cellular component: mitochondrial outer membrane. Bases 64 to 1746 code for a protein of 560 amino acids. The record is from RefSeq and is a predicted model, not a curated record. The transcript has 16 exons.